Owenia fusiformis is the source of this 987-nucleotide messenger RNA. NCBI's taxonomy places the organism in Eukaryota, Metazoa, Annelida, Polychaeta, Sabellida, Oweniidae. The record is from the annotation of a GenBank genome assembly.
AACGAAACCAAAAUGACUCAUUACGUAUGGUAUUUUUGUUUAAUCAUCUUUUAAUCAUUGAAAUACUAAUGUAACUCAAAACAAUUACUAGACGUAAAAAUCGCCGAAUAUAGAAGGCUAAUCUCUUUUGGUGUAAAAUGUGUUGGGAGUUUUACCAUUAUACUACGCUUGAAGGCCUUGAGGCAAUACGGCGUUCGAAACGAAUCAAAAAGACAGAAGUAAUGGACGCAAGGGAUGCACUUCUCGGAAGGGGCGUUUAUUUUACAACAUUGCGCUACCACAGGUUCUCAAAAGAUACAAUUAUCUACAACAACUGGGCUGUUAGAACUGGUUGCUAUGAGAAGAUAAAGUGUGUAGUAAAGGUGAUGAUCGAACGAUACCAAAAGGAGUUGAAACCGUCCAACUGUGACAGAGAUAUUUGGAUAUUCCAACAUGAUGAUGUCGACCUGAACAAGUUUAAACACGAAUUCAUUACCUUGGAUGACAGCGAUUUUGGCAGUCGUACAGAUAUUCCUAAUCACAACAAAACAUCGAAUAGCUCAACUUCCAGUGAUUCCGGAUGUGUGAUUUUAUGAAGUUGUGGACUUAUAUAUAUGAACUCACUGUCUAGCCAGUAUGCAACAACGACACCGUUUAGUAAAAAGGCCCCAUGAUUACAUAGCCCACGUGAAUAUUUUAUUGAAAAUAAUUAAAUUAAUGGAUCAUCUAUAAAGUAUUGUAAGCUUUUUGAAUAUGAGACUGAACUGACAAUUUGGCCGCUCAAUCCAAACUGGCAACUAAAAAUACUAUUGUAUCCAAUUCAUAAAAAGAGUUUGGGUGCCAGCUUAUUUUUCACGAAUAAACAAAAACGAUUAGUAAAGAUAUCAAUGUCAUUUAUAUAAUUCAUAAAGCAAGGGCCUGGGUGUCGGCUUAUUUUCGCUCAACACCGUGUCAAUGACAAAAAGAAUGAGUAAAGAUAUACAGGGUGAGCCAAAAAGGUAAACCAAU